AUGUUACUUGAGAGUUGCCGAGAUGGCGUCUGUGAAGUGUAUGGACAAACAAUCUGGAAACGUGUCGUACAGGAGUUAAACUUUGAACAUGAAUCGUUUACCACACUAGACCGGUACGAUGAAACGUUGAUUGAAAAAGUUGCCGAAUGUUUAUCGGAACUUUUACAUGAGGGUGGACCUGAUUUAUAUAUGCAGUUUUUUGGUGAAUGUUUUGUAAAGUUUUUUACAAACUACGGUUAUGAUAAAAUUCUUCGUGUGGCUGGUCGGCAUUUUCGUGAUUUUCUCCAUUCGAUCGAUCAAUUGCACGAUUCAACACGAUUUAGUUUUCCGAAAAUGAAAUCACCAUUAUUUCAUGUCACUGAAGAAGAUGAUAACGGUGCUAUUUUACAUUAUAAGUCGAAACGACGCGGUUUUCAACGAUACAUUGUUGGUCAAUUGAAAGAGUGCGCAUUAAGAUUCUUUAAAGAAGAUAUCUUCGUUCGGAUUCAAGAUGAUAUCUCCUCAAAUGAAUACACUCAUAUUAUCUUCCGCGUGGACUUCAAUAACUUCAUGGCACGUUCAAUAGAACGACGUCUUAUGCAAGGUCCUAUAUUGCCUGAUGUGACAAGUGCAACGUUUUUUAAGGUAUUUCCAUUUGCUAUUCUACUCGAUCCGCAAAUGCGAAUUUAUCAUCUGGGACAUUCGAUAAAGAACAUCUUUCCAGCUGAUACAGUUUUGAUUGGUCGCUAUUUGGAAGAUGUUUUUCGUCUUGUUCGACCGGAUAUACUGCUUGAAUGGAGUCGAGUGCUCUCUUAUGGACGACAUAUAGUCUUUGUCAUUGAAAGUAAAACACCACUCCGUCCAAGUCCUUCCACAAGUACCAAGAAGUUCGGUUCAAAUAAUUCUCAAAUUCGUUUGAAAGGUCAAAUGAAAUUGAUAGCUGCCUGGAAUAUGAUUGUUUUUCUCUGUCAUCCAGUAUUAACGACAACCGAAGAAAUGCUCUCGGUCGGCUUGUUUCUCCAUGAUUUAAAUUUUUAUGAUGGAAGCAGUGAAAUUCUCAUUGCCGGCAUGCAGCAUGCACGAUCCUUACAAGCCGCUAUUGAUAAACAACACGCUUGGAUAACUAAAUUGCAGAGUUCAAAAUUAGAAUUGCAAGAAUGGCGUCGCAAAGGUCGACGUUUAUUAUACUCAAUGAUGCCACGGCACAUUGCACAAAUGCUACAAGAAGGUGUCCUAGCGAAUUCGAUUUGUGAAUCGCAUAAAUUAUUAACAGUUCUGUUUGCAUAUUCGAUUGAUUUCAAAGAUGUUGUACAGAAAUUAGAUCCUCAACAAAUUGUCGAGUCGAUCAAUGCCACAGUGAAUGCGUUUGAUCAAUGUGCUGAACAUUUCGAUGUAUUCAAAGUUGAAACGAAGGCCGAUUCAUCCUAUAUGGUCGUCGCUGGAAUACAAGAUCGGCCUGUUCAAUCACAACGACGCGAAUCGAUAGCGAGUCAAUCAACGACAUAUAGUUUUUCGUUAACGGACGAGUUAGCCACUGAUAUGAAAAAUCCAUUAGGACUUAAUCAUGCUGAACUCGUUGCCGGUUUAGCCCUUGAAUUAGUGAAAAGUUCGAAACGAGUGAUUAAUCCUGUGACAAAACAACCAUUUCGUGUAAAAUUCGGCUUUCAUUCUGGUCCAGCUGUCGGUGGAAUUGUUGGAGCGAAAAAUUUUCAAUACUGUCUAUUCGGCGAUACAAUAAACACGGCUAGUCGGAUAACCACAACCGGAGAACCCGGUCGAAUUCAUCUCAGUGACACAUCCUAUGCAUUAUUGAAAGACUCGCUGUAUUUCGAUAUUGAAUACAAAGGCAGAACUGAGCUGAAAGGUAAAGGUUCCGUGGAUACUUACUGGCUAAUUGGACCAAAACCAGCGUAUACAAGUGUCAUCGAACAAGAUCGCUAUGACAUGGAUGAUGAAGAUCACGAAGCACCCACUUUCAAUUCAUCGAAUAUCUUCGAAGGAAAUACCGCACGAACUUGCAAUGAUCCCGUAGCUGAUCUUUCAACCCCAGCAUCACCUCGGAAAUCAACUACUGUCAACGGUAUCAAUAAACGAACAUCUAGCAUUAUUGACCAGUGUCCGUUCAGCGGGCGUAAAAUCGAAGUUCAGCCAGCCGGUAUAUGA
Adineta ricciae is the source of this 2142-nucleotide messenger RNA. Lineage: Eukaryota; Metazoa; Rotifera; Eurotatoria; Adinetida; Adinetidae. The record is from the annotation of a GenBank genome assembly.